Molecule: messenger RNA, 1083 nt
Organism: Danaus chrysippus (African queen)
Lineage: Eukaryota; Metazoa; Arthropoda; Insecta; Lepidoptera; Nymphalidae
Source: the annotation of a GenBank genome assembly
AUGGAGGGUAAAAAGUGUUUAUUGUUAGCAAUCUUCGCGAUUCUGGCGUCGGGUUCGAACGGACAGACCUUGGGAGGUCCCAUGCAUGGUAAGGUAGUGGUCUGCUACGUCGCGACCUGGGCCGUGUACAGACCUGGCGCUGGAAAAUUUGAUUUAUCUGACAUCGAUCCAACUUUGUGCACACAUCUCAUAUACUCCUUCGCUGGCUUGGAUGAGAGUACUGGAGGAAUAAAGAGUCUUGAUGCCUGGCAAGAUUUGGAGAAGGAUUAUGGAAAAGGUGGAUACAAAAGGCUCGUGUCUCUUAAAGCCAAGUAUCCUCACUUGAAGGUCACUGUGGCUAUCGGCGGAUGGAACGAAGGCUCCAGAAAAUAUUCUGUGAUGGCUUCCAAGAACGAAACUAGGGCGAAGUUUGUGCAAAGUGUGGUUCAGUUUUUGGAUACCUACAACUUCGACGGCCUGGAUUUGGAUUGGGAAUAUCCGACUAAGAGAGAAGGAGCUCCUCACGACAAAGCUAAUUAUGUAGCCAUGGUGAAGGAACUGAAGGAUGCCUUCGAGAGUAGAGGAUACAUUCUAACAGCGGCCCUCGGUGCCGGCAAAGACACCAUGGACUCAGCGUACGACCUCGCCAAACUCAGUCGGUACCUGGACUUCAUCCACAUGAUGUGUUAUGACUACCACGGAACAUGGGACGGAACCGUUGGAGCGAACGCGCCCUUGAGGGGAACCACUGAUGAUGACGUCUUGAGUGUGGAAUAUACAAUCAAAUACAUGUUAUCACACGGAGUCAGUCCUUACAAGUUGGUCCUCGGUCUACCGAUGUACGGACGUAACUUUUACCUGAAGGACGCAGCAGAGACAAACAUAAAAUUUGGUGUAACUCCAGCCAAGAAUAAAGGAUUCGCUGGACCCUUUACAAGAGAAGAUGGGUUCAUAGGAUAUAAUGAGAUCUGUAUGGAGAUUACUAACAAGUCGUCCAAGUGGAGUCAUUAUUGGGACGAGCGGAGUUCAACGGCCUACCUCCGAGACAAUGACCGCGUCAUUACUUACGACAACCCUAGGUCCAUCGCUAUUAAAGUGAAGUGA